UGGCGGCGGCGGCGGCGGCGGGACACCGAGACACCACGUUCGAGCAGGCAGGAGAUCUGCACGGAGGGAUCGGCGGCGCCAUAUCCCGAGGAGGUCCCUCCCGAGCGAGGAGGGGUCUGUUUCCCGGGUGGGGGUCGGUCCCCCCUUGUCCCCCCGCCUCCGGGUUCCUCCCCUUGGGGGUGUCCCCGGGGGUGGGUGGUGCAGCCGGGCAGCCUCCCAGUGUGCCUGCCCUGCCCUGCCCUGCACCCACCCACACUCCCACCCGCAAAUAACGGGACCCAGGAGUGCCAACUGGCUUGCAUGGGCUCAACUGAAAUACAUGGCAGCGCAAAAGAGGCUGCAAGAAAAUGCGGAGCCGAUUCACUGGAGGUCUCCGGGCCCAGAUAGACUGCGCUGCCACUGUGAGGACGGCCCCGGUAUCAGACUCUGAGUUGUGGAAGUGGGAAGGCACUGGAAAGACAGCUGUGGGGAGCGGAAUCCAGGCUCCGAGGAACCAUCAUUCCAGUCUGUGACCAGUCUUCCAAGUUGCAGGGCGUGGAUUUGGUUCCCCACGGAUGUAAUUCUGGGGUGCGGCCCGUCAUUCCAGUCCCAGAGCACAGGCUGCUCUCUUUCCUGCUGUCAUUUCGAUACGUGGCCUGCCAUUCCAGUCCCAGACCAGAGAUUCUUUUGCCAUUCGCGUUCCCUACCUUUCAUGCCAGAUUCCGGUUCCCAGGGCUGUCAGUCCAGUUCCGAGCACAGCUUCUGUCCCCCGAGCCAGGGGCGUACCACCCACAGAGACAGGGGGUAUCCCAUGGCCCCGGGCACACGCCAUCUAAUCAUGUGGGGGGCCCAGGGGCCAGGCCACGCUCGUCGGCUCUGGGCGGCAGACUUGGGCACCUUCACCAACCUGGCGCUCCUCCAUGAGAUCGGCAGAUGGCUCGAUCUUUCUCUCCACUCCCCCCAUGUCUAGGAAAAAUGAGGGGGGGGGCUCUGCCCGUAGCUCUCAUUCCACUGUGGGGGCUGUCAUUCCACUGCCAGAGAGGUCUAUGUGACCCCAGAGACCUUUGUUUAAAUCCAUUCCGCAUUUUCUUUGCAGCCUCUUUCCUGCUCUAAUGUAUUUCAAUGCAAGUCAAUUGGCAUUCCUGGUUCCCAUGAUUUCAAAUGGCCUUUUCAGCCUCUCCUACAGUUUCCAAUGAGCAAUCCUGCCAUUUCUUUCUGUCCAUCCUGCUUCGGCUGCCUGCAUUGCUGUCCCUGCCCCCCCCCCCCCCCCCCCCCCGGAGCCUGCAGGAGGAAGUCUGAUAGAAAGAGCGGGUUGGGGGGCUGGGACCCGCUGCCACCUGCUCUCAGCCAUCUCCCCCCUGACAAGUGUGAGAAAGGGGGAGCCAUUGCUGGGGGCAGGUUGUGGUGCCUCCGAACUGGACGGGGAGGCAGCCUCAAAGCAGAAAUGCCUGCAGGGGCAGGAGGGCCAAAUUCUCCACACCCUCGACAGACACGGGUGGAGGAGAGUCGCUGGUCGUGCUGCUGGAGGGUGGCCACUUAUGUGCCAGCCCAGAAUGGAGAAGGUUUCGGGACUACUACUAAUUGUGCUUCACGUGGGAGAGAAACCCUGGGCCUGGCCAAUGCAUUUUUUAAACAGUAUAAAGGCAAGGGGGGUGUUGGGACGGGGGGGGGGGUGUAACCUCCCCAUUCAGGUUUCCUGGUACAACGCUCUGGCCCCCUCCCCCACACACACUGCUGUUAGCCUGAGUGGAGGGUGGGGGGAGGUGGGAGAAGAACAGGGGUCCUCCCUGGAGUCCAUCCCAGACUUUACGAAUGGCUAGGGUGUUGCGGGUUUUCUGGAUUGUAUGACCGUGUUCCAGUAGCCUUUUCUGGUGUGUGGUGCCGUGUUCCACAGCAUUUGUAUCUGCUGUGAUCCUGUGUGUCCUGAGGCAGGAAACCGAGUCCAAAGUUGAGCACCAUUUUGUCAAACUUUGCAAGUGUCAUUACAAGAGGGGCCAGUCUGAGUCCAGAGUCAAGUUGGGUCCAGAGGUCGGGGCGAGAGGAGUCCAGGUGCAGCCACGAUACAGCAGAGGGGUCUGUCACGUCUCACUGACUUGGUCCCUUUGCUGAAGGAGCACAGCUGGGGGUUGCAUGUCAGGCUCUCGUGGCCUCUGAGCCUAUGAUUCUAUGCAAGCCAGCCUCAUCCUUGCUACCAUUCACUGAUCUCUGCUAGGCUUACAGUGUGUGCGUGUUUGUGGGGGGGCGGGGGGGGCGGGGCGGGGGCUGUCUCUGGAGUCUGCAGUGGUGUUUCUGAUUGCAGCCAGCUUCAGUUUGUUUAUUUACAGUUAACAACCAGCAAAACAACAACUCCCCAAAAGCCAAAUUUCAAAUUAUUUACAAACAAGAGAUCAGAAAGUGAAAAUGCAAAGUAAAGCUUAUUUUAACGUUCCUCUGUAGGAAUGAAGGGUCUGCUGCCCACCUGCUCUCCUGUAUUUGUUUGCUAAACACAAAACUGGGCUACAUCCCUGGAAGCUCUUUUGUCCUUUCCCAACAACAAAUAGUUCAGUUUUUGUUUCUUGUCUUUUCCAGCCCAUUCAGACAAAAGAGGCCCCAGGAUUUCUUCUCUAAGCUUGUCAAAUAGAGGGCACUUCAGCAUCUUCUUAGGUUCUCGUGAAUCAACUUCCUGAUUGCAGCCGUCUGCACCAGCGGUUUUGGUGAGCGCUCUGCAGCAGCUGGACCCCCUGGGCUGACCAGCUGCAGGCCCGUUUGAGUGGCACCAGCCCAGCAGAGACCAUGCAGGAGCUACGGAGACUGGCUUGCCUCCUCUACCUUUGGCUUCCUCAGUUGCAGUGUGAAGAGCCUGCCAGCACUUCCCCGGAGCAGGUGCACCUGUCCUACCCAGGGGACCCCACCUCCAUGACAGUCACCUGGACAACUUUUGGCCGAGCGGGCUCUCUUGUGGUGUUUGGUCCAGAUCUGGGAGCAGGCUUCAUUCAUUGGGCCCGAGGACGCUCCACGAAGUUUGCGGAUGGGGGACCGCUGCACCGUACCAUGUACAUCCACAGGGUCACCUUGAACGGGCUCAUUCCGGGGCGCCAUUACGCCUACCGCUGUGGAAGCCCAAAGGGCUGGAGCCGGGUCUUCAACUUCCAGGCCUUGCUGAAUGGCACCAACUGGAGCCCCCGCUUUGCCAUAUUCGGGGACAUGGGCAAGGAGAACCCGCAGUCCCUGCCUCGCUUGUGGCGUGACACGGAGCUGGGCUUGUUUGAUGCGAUCUUGCACGUUGGGGAUUUUGCCUACGACCUAGACACAAAUAAUGCUCAUGUUGGAGACGCCUUCAUGAGGAAAAUUGAGCCCGUGGCUGCGCUGGUGCCAUACAUGACCUGCCCCGGGAACCAUGAGUCCAAAUACAACUUCUCCAACUACCGUGCCCGCUUCAGCAUGCCCGGUGGCACUGAGAACCUCUGGUACAGCUGGGACAUCGGCCCUGCUCACCUCGUCUCCUUUUCCACGGAGGUGUACUUUUUCUUGAAGUAUGGAAAGCACCUGGUGGCAGAGCAGUUCCAGUGGCUGGAGAAAGACCUGCAGGAGGCAAGCCAGCCCGAAAGGCGCAAGGAACGUCCCUGGAUCAUCACCAUGGGACACCGGCCCAUGUACUGCUCCAACAAUGACCUCGACGACUGUACGCGGCACGAGAGCAUCAUCCGUCAGGGGCUUCAUGGGCACCGGUAUGGCCUGGAAGACUUGUUCUAUAAGUAUGGGCUGUCGAGAGCAGCUGGACCCCUUUGUCCCGGAGGCACGAGAAUGGAGCGCGGUCAGGAUCGAAGAUUACGGAUACACCCGCAUGCAGAUCUUCAAUUGGACCCACAUCUGGCUGGAACAAGUGUCCGAUGACCAGAAUGGGCAAGUUGUGGAUGGGAUUUGGCUGAUCAAGGAGCACCAUGGCCCCGAAACAUGGCACUAGUCCUGUCCAGGGAGACUGGGGGACUACUGAGGUCCAGCAACCUUCAUCAGAGUGGAAGAGGAAGUGAGACUGCAGAAAUUCCCAGAGCGGCCCUUUGCUCUGACUCUGGAACCUUCUUCGUCCCCAUUGUCCUGUUCUUGGCAUCUGUGGCUAUUCUUUUCUGCAACACUGCACAGUUGGUCUCUCUUUCUCUCUUUGCUGGGGGGGGGGGGCGCUAAACAAAUGAACUGUGAUGUGGGAAGUCAUUGGUUCAGAGCUCAUCUGAGCCAGAAAUUUAAUCGGGGUGGGUUCAGCAAGCCCCUCACUCUGAUCCGUUGUGCCCCAUUAGCCAUCAGGGGCUUAUUCUGGCCUGCCUUACAGGGCAGUCAGAGAGAUCAUUGUGAUAAUGUAUAUGAAGCACUUUAUAUACUGACUUCAGCAUACAAAUGGAACAUUUUAGUAGUAUAUUCCAUACAUUAUGUCUCUUUCAACAGCAUAAGACGCAAGUCUAGUAUUGGGUUCAGGUCUCUGUUCCAUGCAAACAUCUCCCUAAUUUGCAAUUGCAAGUAACACUCAUACCUGUGAAAUGGCAGAAUGGGGAUGCUGGGGGCUGUCAGGCUUUCAAACUUGGGCGGGGGGUGUCUUCCUGCUGCACUGAAUGGAGAUAUUAAAACUCAGGAAAAUGACUGGAGUAGAAGUUUGAUUUUUUUAAAAAAAUUCAGGAUAAACAUUGAAGUUCAGAUCCUCUGAAGAUGCCAGCCACAGAUGCAGGCGAAAUGUCAGGAGAGAAUGCUGCUAGAACACGGGCAUACAGCCCGGAAACCACACAGCACCCCAACAUUGAAGUUAUUUGCCCACACGCAGGGUUAUGGAGAAGCCAGCUGGCCAGGCUGGUGUCAGGGUAGCUUGAGUCCUGAGGGAUGGGAACUCUGGUCUGUGUGAAUCUGCUGUGUGAAACCAUUCUUCUGCUGCUUCCUGACUGCUUAUCUCUCCUCCGCUCAGCUAAGGCCAAAUAAUUUGGUCUGUAGUGCAGCUGUGUGAUUGUAUGGUGGGCGGGGGAAUUGGGCUUGUUAGUUACUUUAAAAUAGAUACUUUCUGGCUGGGGCAGCCAGAGACGUCUUUGUACAUUGUACUGUUCUGGACUAUUCUGACCUGCAAUAAAGGAGCCAUUGUUCAUCAA
Sphaerodactylus townsendi is the source of this 5081-nucleotide messenger RNA. It is a transcript of the gene ACP7, whose product is annotated as acid phosphatase 7, tartrate resistant (putative). The transcript is spliced from 12 exons. NCBI's taxonomy places the organism in Eukaryota, Metazoa, Chordata, Lepidosauria, Squamata, Sphaerodactylidae. Bases 2752 to 3852 code for a protein of 366 amino acids. The record is from RefSeq and is a predicted model, not a curated record. Gene Ontology annotation, molecular function: metal ion binding; acid phosphatase activity.